Messenger RNA from Necator americanus (New World hookworm), 4032 nucleotides. RefSeq lists its product as uncharacterized. Gene Ontology annotation, biological process: rRNA processing; pre-miRNA processing; primary miRNA processing. NCBI's taxonomy places the organism in Eukaryota, Metazoa, Nematoda, Chromadorea, Rhabditida, Ancylostomatidae. The transcript has 28 exons. Gene Ontology annotation, cellular component: microprocessor complex; nucleus. The record is from RefSeq and is a predicted model, not a curated record. Gene Ontology annotation, molecular function: RNA binding; ribonuclease III activity. Bases 1 to 4032 code for a protein of 1343 amino acids.
AUGCCGAAAGUAGGAUGCUCUCGGGAGCAACUAAUCGAAUAUGACUCAGUUAGCGAUAGUGAGACGUUGUCUUCCGUGUCUGACUUGGACUUAUCCGAUGUGGAAGACGUUCUAUCCGAUGAUAGCAGUGACCUUGAAGACGGGGAAGUGAUUGAAAGUAAUGAAGAAAAGGAUGAGUGGAAAGGUGAUGAUUUGUUACUGGAUCAGGAAGUGCUCAGAAGGUUAAUGAAUGAGGAGAAAGCUAGGGUUGACCCAGACAAUGUUAAAAUACCUGAGUUGACUGUGCUUGUGGAAACUGUUGAUUCUGAGCACUAUGAAAAGGAUGAGAACGGCAGCAAGCAGUCAUCCACAGGAAAAGAAAUUCUAGACAAUUUCAAAGCCAUUUUAAAAAAUGUGCAGCGGAUGAAAAAAGAAAGACCCAAGCUUGAAGCUCCUGAGAAGAUUUUAAUGCACUCAUGUUGGAGAUGUGCGCAAAGCGCAGCGAACAGCAGCUCCGAGUCGGCGUCUGCUUCGUCAUCUGACGACAGUGAUUCUACUUCUGACGACGAGAGUACCUCCACCGACAAAGAUCUCUCAGAAACUGAUGGCAGUGGUGACAGUAACAGCGACGAGGACGACGCUUACGAUUAUGAUGACUCAGACAAUAACAGCGAUGUUGAGAAGAUGAACACUAGACAACGAAGCUCGUACCUUUUGAGGAAAGAGUUUGACAGAAAAUAUAGGAGUCGAGCUGCAUUAUGUGAGGAUAUAUGCUUUAAUGAACCCGAAGUAGGUGCAUACGGGCUUUCAUGUCGGUGUUCUGCUUCAGCUAGGCAGAACGGCUUACGUCACAGUGUGUUUCCAGGAGAAUCGCGAAUACCGCAGUGUAUUCAAAAUAGAAAUAAUGCCGACAGACUGCACCAUUAUGUAUUAGUUGUUAAAAGACCAUCCGCUCCACUGGGUGAGGGGACCCGGACUCGAAUAAGUUUCGGUGGAGAGUCUUAUAUCUUCCAAGGGUUAUCUAUCUUCCUCCACCGCGAGCUUCCUGGAGUGCUGCCCAGUAUGCCGGUAUCACGGUGGACAAAUGAAUACGAAUUCCAUUUUGAGAAGGCCCCUAUGAUUGAAUGUUUUACCGUUGAAGAACUCGACCUGUUUCAUCAAUAUCUCUUUGUGGAUUUGCUGGAAUUAUACGACGAAUCUUUGCGUGCAUUUGGCGUCCAAGACGGGUGUCCGAUCUAUCACGUCAUGCCUCGUUUCAUUUGCGAACGAGGUGACUCCCGUAAACUAUUGCCAAUGGGAGAGGUGAUUCGUUAUCUUUGCGGUUCGUUCAAACCUCUGUUGACAGAAGAAGAAAUUGCGCAUUUUGAACGCUCUACGGAUGCUGAUAUGUUGCGGACCUUGUUGCCUAAGAAAUUCCAACUAUCCACAAAUCCACGAAAGAGACCAUCAACAAUUCGUGUCGACAACAUCAAAAGAUUGCCGGACAAUUCUGGUUUUGGGAUCGAGCACAAGACUUCGCCACCUAUUGCGUACGCUAACCUCAAAAAUCCAGAACUAGUUGAAGCACAGCGUCGUCUUGGUAAAUUGCGUCAUAUACAGUCCAACAGUAAUCCUGGGAAUUCACAUCCAGAACAGAUAGAAGAUAUCAAUGUUCUUUUAAAACGCAUCAAUGAACUCAAGCAGCAAAGGUCUACAACACUGAAUGCCACAAGGAUCAUUCCCUGUAAUGGGUUCUUUGGUACCGGAUUAUAUGCUGAUAUAACAGCACAUGUUCUUUUAUUGAUUCUCUCAGUGAAACACGCUCGGUUCCACUGGUCGCUUCUUGAGUUCGAGAAGAUCAUCGGCUAUAGUUUUUCUAACCGCACACUUAUAGAGUUAGCAUUCACACACCCAUCCUACAAAAAUGAUUUCGGAACCAAUGUUGACCACGUGAAGACAACUUUGACAAACUGCUCUUUUCGAAGAUAUACGCCAUUCACUGAGAAUAAUGAGAAGAAGAAAGGUUUCCGUAAUUUGAUGCAUAUAAUGGCGCAGUCUGGAUCUAGUAGUGCUGGCUUGUCUAAGGUUGCCCACAAUGAAAGACUCGAAUAUCUUGGAGAUGCCGUUGUUGAAUUGGUGGUUUCAAGUCGAUUAUUUUUUAUUUUGCCCCAUCAAGAAGAGGGAGGGCUCGCCACUUAUAGAAGUGCUCUUGUACAGAACAGAAAUCUUGCUGCUUUAGGAAAGAAAUUACGACUCGGUGACUGGAUGAUGUAUGCACAUGGGAUAGAUUUAUGCGAUGAGGAAGAUUUUCGGAAAUCUUUAGCGAAUACGUUUGAAGCUGUUCUUGCUGCUAUAUAUCUUGAUGCUGGAAUAGAGGAAUGUGAUCGCAUUUUUGCUGAUGCAAUGUUUGGAGAUGACAAUACAGUGAGAAAUCAAUGGCUUAAUGUUCCCGAUCAUCUCUUAAAAAUAGAACAACCAAAUGGUGACCGAAUGCUUAUUGACAGCACCGAGGAGUUGAAAGAAUUGACCAAUCUGGAGAACACGCUUGGUUUCAAAUUUCAAAAUAUUCGGUUACUGGCUAAAGCGCUAACUCGCAGAAAUGUUCCCUACAAUACCCUCACUUGCGGUAACAAUCAACGCCUGGAAUGGCUUGGUGACGCGGUGCUGCAGUUAAUAAUAUCUGAUUAUCUCUACCAUCACUUUCCUAAUCAUCAUGAAGGACACCUUUCGCUUCUUAGGACGUGUUUGGUUUGCAACGAAACUCAGUCUCAAAUUUGUGAAGACCUUGGCCUACACUACUUCAUCAUUGAACCACCUGGAAGUGGGUCUCGUAUGGCUGAACUUAGUCUCAAGGACAAGGCUGAUCUCGUUGAAGCUCUAAUUGGUGCCAUUUUCGUUGAUCGUGGAUGGGAUUACUGUCGAGUCUUCAUCUAUAUAUGUUUUCUUCCGCGUCUUAAGCACUUCAUCGAAUCGAAAAAGUGGAACGAUUCCAAGUCUCAGCUACAGCAGUGUUGCCUUGCAUUGCGAGAUAUCGAUUCUAGCGAUAGCUCUGUUCCUGAUAUGCCUGAAUAUAGGACUAUUGGCAUAGAAGGAUCGACGAAUGCACGUCACUACCGUGUAGCAGUUUAUUUCAGGAAUAUGCGUCUUGCGGUUGGUGAAGCUUGCACUGUCCACCUUGCUCAAAUGGAUGCAGCCAAAAAAGCGCUGGAAGAGUACAAGGAGAUGUUUUCUUCACUAUCAAAAAACAAUGUAAAAAAUGCAGCUAAUGCGUUCAUGAAGAAGCUUCAAGAAGCUCAACAACGGCCGUCGACGUACUUCCCGAAGAAAGAAGACCGCCCUCGACCUCCUCCUUUGAUUGGUUCCGGAGCUCCUACUAUCUUACCACCUUUUGGGCUUGGUCAUCCUCCAGGAUUACUUCAAAGCGAGAACGCUUCACUGUCCUCCUCACAACAACAAUUAAGGGAAGCGUCUCCACUAGUCAAACAAAUGUUAAAGUCGGUGGCAGCUUCGUACAGGCAGUUCGCAGCAGCUUCAUCACUUCAAAGUGCAAUCAUACAACAACCUAUUCAAGCUGGUGCAUCUGUACUGGGCCCACACAUACCUCACGUGUUGGGCACCCUGCCUGCCGUGCCCUCCUAUGGUCCAUUACCUUUAGGACUGGCACCAUCUUUUGGAUCUCCUGUCCAGGCUCAACUCGGCAGUAUAACAUUUUCUCCUCCGUUGUUCCAAAUGACACCACAAUUCCUGAGUAAUCCAUCGGUAACGGCGAUAAAUCAGAAUAUUUUGCAGUUUGGAAGUCUGUUACAUCCGACUCCUACUGCGCCCGCUCCAAGUUCCUUGAUUCCGAACGCUUCAGAAGUGGGUCAGGGUAGCUCAAACCAAGCGGAGUCGACUAAACGACGGCAUUCGUCGUCAAGAGGGCCGCUGAAGAGGCGAGGAGAGGCGGAGGUCCCAAACACAAAGCGCAGUUCUUUUCCUAAUCGCCGGGUCGACAACGGGUUAUCGUCAACGAGUAAGGAAAGGUCUCGACCACAUCGAUAUCGGUUUAAGCAUAAGCAUUCCUCAAAGCGGUGA